AUGAUAACACUGGAUCAGUUCCUGAGGGAAGCCAACAGCUCACAGAGUAGUGGAAGUAUUCCAGUGGAUGAGAACAAACUCCACACCCCCAUCCAACGUAGAAGAAGCAACGACAGCGAGUCAAGAAGCAGUGAGAACUCCAACUCAAGUUUUAACCGUGCCCUGCAACAGAAACAGCUGAGCCUGGCGACCCAGUUCAGGCCGGAUGUCCCUGACGUGGCGGCCUCCACCCUCCCCUCCCCCACCGGCAGGGAGUACAACACCUCCCGGAACUCCCACUUCUCCAUCAGCAGCGGAGGGAAUGAGAACAACAGCUUCACCUCCAACGGGCCGUUGCCUUACGAUGUGUACACCUCCACCCCAAAAGUUAGUUCUGACGCCUUCCCUGGGUUGAAUUACAACAAUAACAAUUCUUCGGCUAGGACAGAAGGCGAAAUCUCGGAGCGCCAUCGCCUAGGCGACGGCAUCAACCGCCUGCCAGUGGCAAAACGAAUAUCAGACGAUGACAGACGUAGCUCCAGUCAAGAAUCGUCUCCGUACGCCAGCAUCAACAGACUCUCCAGCACCGCCAGUCAACCUUUUACAUCCUCCCCCAGAACAUCGCUGACCCACACCCAGUCCUCGUCAUCAUUCUUUCAGCCCGUGCCCUCCCACCAUCCGCACGCCCCCUCCAGCCAGCACUCCUCUAGUCUAGGGAGCUCAACAGACAGCUCCAGGAACCAGAGUAUACCUGUAGACCCCCAGCUCCCCUUCACGGCAGCUGAUCGCCUGGAUAGUUUAAUGAGGGGCGACCAGGCUCUGUCCCACUACGCCCAGCCUCACAACUCUGCUCAGUCCAACGACACCAGCUGGGUCAAACCCCGGGUCAACUCGAACCCGGACGCCGAUCGUGAUGCGGGUUAUAGUUUAGAUAGAAGAAGGUCAGAAGGGCCAAUGGACAGGUCCCAGUGGAUGGGCAACAAAGCCCCGCCCCCCAUACCCAGAACACAACCCGGUGAGCUGUCAAACAACCAGAGACCUGAAGCCAGGAGAUCUCAUGUCGGUAUCCCAGGAGCGCAGCCUCGAGCUCGGCCAUCCACGGCCAUGGGACAAUCUGGGCCUAUUAUCAAAGCCGUUUAUUCUCGUCCGAGGCAGGGAAACAGUUCUGUGAAUCCGCCUGUUAGGAGAGACGCCUCGGCGUCGAGGGCAGGGGGUAACCAGAACGCUAAUAAUAACUCCAGCCAGCAGUAUAGCCAGCCCCAACUGGCAGAGAGGCCUAAGUCAGUCCCCCCACAGCUGUUUAAUAAGUCUGAUGGUUUUAAAACAUUUGAAGGAAACAGGAACUCGUCUAGGGAGGCUCCGGAUGGUAGGGACCUUAAGGAUGUGAUUCAGACGCCUGCGUCAAAUGUGUCCCAUGUGGCCUUGAUUAGGGAGCCUAGUAGGUCAAGUUCAAGGCUGAGCGGUCCUUUUGACCAGCAGAACGCCAGACCACCCCAGUCGCAGCACCCGUCCCCACCCACCCAGCACCAGCAGGUCAGGAACCCCGUCCCCUCUCCUCAGAGUUACGGCAGUCAGACACAUUUAAACAACAGGCAGGCCUUACCCCCACAGACAUCACCUAAACAUGAGGCCGACCACCCGCCUAGAAAUACCACCCCCGGGUACGAUUCCAACAACCACAACCUGUCGCGGCCAAACACCAUGGGCCACCACAGCCCCUCGGCCCGACCUGAUGCAUUAGCACUUGCACAGAGCAGAUACCGCUAUGGCCAGAACAGUCCUUUAACCAGCCACUCCCUGUCAAACCUCGGGAGCCCUUCAAGCAACACUCCAUCCACAGCCCUACCCCCAGAUGCUACGUACGCCAGGAGUAAAAGCCCAGCCUUGCACUCUCGGCAAGACGGACGAGAUGGCCCUGGGUCCCUGUAUCAGGACCCAGCAACCCCCAGUGGGGGGUACUCCUCUGGCCUGACACCCAACCAUGCUGGGGACUCUAGACAGUACAGGGGAGGUUAUGACUCUAGAGAUACACCUUCAGGACCACCGCAGAAUUUUACCCAGUCAUCAAUGGGUUAUUCCCCUUCAUCUAAUUAUUCCCAGAGCCCCUCACAGCCGAGAGGUUUUGCACCUGUACCGCAGCCUCCACCCCGGGGGUUCACCCCUGUGCAGCCCCGCACACCUGUGCAGCCCCGCACUCCAGAUGAUAGCUACUAUGUAAAUAAUUCAUUGAACACGGUCACACAGGGGAGGGGAACCAACAUGCCUGCCCCUAGAGCUGGGCCACAGAGAUCAGACUUAAACGGGCCCUCAGGGGCUUACAGUAGCCCCCCUGGGGCUCACAACAAUCCCCCGCCCCAGCAGACAACCCCCAGAACUCAGCCCCAGGUCCCCCAGGGGAAAUCCCCUAGCAACUUUCAACAGAACAACCACCCGCCCCCCAGCCGACCAUCGCCAGCAGCGACCCAGCCCUCCCCCCAGCCCAGGCCAGUCGGGGAGCUAACAUCUCCAGAACGGACCCCACCCCCACCCAGUACUGGUCAAGCAACCACUCAAGCCAAACCCAGCACCACCACAAAAGCAGAGACAGAAGAAGGACAAACGAACCAUUCCAAUGCCAUUUGGCGAGCUAGAUGGUCAUGACCUUCACCUUUGUGACUUGCAUGCAAAGAAGGUCAUUGGUUGGCGUGGAGCAUGUGAAUACAUUAACUUCAUGGUUCUUCUUGUUGUUGUUUUGCAUAUUAACUUUAUUAGUAUAAAAAUCUCCCAUUCUGUGCGUUUUAUUUGUAUGACUCUUCUCUAGAAGUUUUGAUAAAGAUGGCUUUUUUAAACUGUUUAACACACACCGCAAGUUUCUAACUGCUUUACACUCAAUUUUUUUUAUUUAUCCCCCACUAUUUUUUUUUAACUAUAUCUUAUCACAGCUCUUUGGGGUACAAGAUUUCAUUAUUCUUUCUGCAUUGCUUUUCAAUAAAUAUGUCAGUGGUUCUCAAAAUACAAAUUGUAUUUUUGUCAGUAUUUUAUCAUGUAUCAGAAUUAUUUCCCUUUUAUAUAAAAGGAAACCACUUUCAUGGCAGAUGCUCUUGUCUAGUAAAAAAAAGGAAGUUUAAUUUGUUCAACUGUCCUUGUAUGUUUUUUAACCUCAUAAAAUUGAGAACUGCUGAUUACUGUUCACCUGAUCUUAGCAUGUAGUAGCUUAUUUUAAACUGCUUCUCUUAUCAUUAUUUGACAAUCAUUUAUCUCCCUUUGCAUGUGUUUUAUGCUUUGUGUUCUAUUGUAAAUUUCACACUCCACUUGGCAUAAGCAUUCAUUUAUUUAUUUAUCUUUACAUACUCUUCACUUUAAAAGCCAAAACAAUAAUCCUUCAGUGGCCAUUAGUAAAAAAAAAAAAAUUUUAAUUGAUUCAAUAACUAUCUUUUUACAGAUUAGUUUGUAUUGACAAAAUUCUGUGUUUAGUUAUGAAGUAAGAGCAAUGUUUUUGGUAAAAAAAAUUUGGGGCACUUUUAGGUAAAUUAAUGUUAAAUUAUUCUUUUGGAGAAAGAAUUUAAUCCAUAUAUGUUUUAUUCUCUAUCACAAGAAAUAAGAAAUACAUACAUUCUGGUAUUUUCACUGAUAUAUUAUAUCUUUUUUGUAGAGAAUGUUUUCUUUUAUUUUUUUCGUCAUUGAGAACUUAAUGGCUCUAAAAAAUAAUUUGGCUGCAACAGUAUAUCAUAGUCUAGGCUUAAUCCCAAUAGUUCAUCUACACUUUUUUUGCAUAUUUUCCCCCCUAAAAUGUGUAUCAUUUUAUUUAUUUCUAACAUGAAAUAUUUUUUUAAUACACAUGGUAAUUUUAUUCUUACUUUUACAAUUCCUAGCGUUUUUAAAUUAAAACAAGCAAUUUAUUUUUUAAUAAAUUUUAAACAAUUUUAUAUUACCCAAUGAUAUAAGAGAAAGGAACAUAGACGUGUAAAUUAUUUAUUUAUAGAAAAUAGUUUUAAAAUUAAUUAUUACUAUGAUCAGUGUUAUGACUUGUUAUAGUUAAAUUUCUUAUUUAUUGACAAUUUCUAAUACAAUUCUCUUGUCUUUUAAAAUAUCGUUUUUUUUGUGUUGUAAAAAAAAUACAUUUAUUUUAUUUUUUCCCUGCAUGUUAUCAAUUGAUUUUACUGUUUUUAAUACUGCUGGUAGAAAACAUUAGUAUUAGUCAAUUAUCAUGCAACAGUAGUAAAUUAAUAACAUAAGCCAAUUAUAAAUGUAAAAGAAAAGUACUGUGGUUUUAUUGCAAUUGCUUUUAUUUCUGUGAAGAUACGUUUUAUAUUAUUACAUUAUUUGACUUUCAAAAAGUAUGAUUUUAUUUUCUAAUUUGUGUUGAUUGAAUGUUUGCUUUUAAACUGCAGAAGUAGUGUUCAUUAUAAAAUAUAUUUGUUUUGGUUGUAAUUAUUUAAAUCAGCCUAGAGAUACAGUCUUGUUAAAGACUUUUCACUGUGGGGGUGGGGUGUUUUUUAUCAAGUUUUUGUGAAUUUUUUUUUUU
Physella acuta is the source of this 4483-nucleotide messenger RNA. Its product is annotated as serine/arginine repetitive matrix protein 2. Lineage: Eukaryota; Metazoa; Mollusca; Gastropoda; Physidae. The record is from RefSeq and is a predicted model, not a curated record.